Molecule: messenger RNA, 462 nt
Organism: Symbiodinium pilosum
Lineage: Eukaryota; Dinophyceae; Suessiales; Symbiodiniaceae
Source: the annotation of a GenBank genome assembly
AUGGAGCAGGACGAUGCAGUCUCCGUUCUCAGCGAGAUGGCAUACGCUGGAGCCGGCUAUAUCCUAGCAGAGAUGGAGCUGGAGCAUGCAGCAGAGAUCCUGCUUGACCUAGACAAGCAAAACGCUGCUUACAUCCUGGACGAUAUGGACACAGAGCCAGCCACAAACAUUUUGGCAGCCAUGGAGUACGAGCAAGCGGCAGCUCUGACAUCCAAGAUGGUUGCAGAUUCUGCAGCUCUUGCAUUUGCUGAGUUGGAGUACGAAGCAGCGGCAUGCAUACUCUCGGAAAUGGAUAGCACAGUGGCUGCCGGCAUCUUAUCCGAGAUGGAUUCUGCAUCUUGGCAAACUUCCCACUCCUCGUGGCAUCAUAAUUCUUUUCCCCUCUCCCAAUAUUCAAUGACAAUCCAGAGGCGUAAAAAUCCUGAAGAGCACUAUCAAGACUACUUGUCAAGGGGCCGGUAA